This is a messenger RNA of Hypomesus transpacificus, 2494 nucleotides long. RefSeq names its product protein phosphatase 2, regulatory subunit B, beta b (gene ppp2r2bb). Gene Ontology annotation, cellular component: protein phosphatase type 2A complex; cytosol. Gene Ontology annotation, biological process: peptidyl-serine dephosphorylation. Gene Ontology annotation, molecular function: protein binding; protein phosphatase regulator activity. NCBI's taxonomy places the organism in Eukaryota, Metazoa, Chordata, Actinopteri, Osmeriformes, Osmeridae. The record is from RefSeq and is a predicted model, not a curated record. The transcript is spliced from 9 exons. Bases 404 to 1756 code for a protein of 450 amino acids.
GCACUGCGUGAGAGAGAAGCGGGUGGCAACAGCAUCCGUAGAGUAUCACCCGGUGCCCGUACUGUCUGGCGACCUAGUGACACGUCGAGCAUUAGAACGAACAGAACAGAGAGACUGAGUCACCGAGCUCCGGUGCCAACAGACUUAUGGACGGACGCAUCACGGAUAAGAACCCACGCCGCUGUCAUUGCCGUUAGAGCUUUACAUGUAGAAUUGUGGACAUCCCCGCUUGUUUUUCUCACCGCUUGGGGAGGUACAUCGAGUCGAGGACCGCGCGCUUUCACCCCAGCAUCCUCCGUUGCCGUUGAACCGCUGGAAACAUGACGACCAACGCGCAGCUCGCCCCUUCCCGUCACUGAGGGAUGUUUUAGUACUAUGGAUACUUCUUCCUUCUUUUCUGAACAUGAAAAUAAAAGCGUCACAAAUGGAGGAAGAGACCGACAACCGCAAAAUCAACAACGGCUUUCUCCGGGACCACAACUAUGCAACAGAAGCGGACAUCAUCUCCACAGUGGAGUUCAACCCUACAGGAGAGCUGCUGGCCACAGGGGACAAGGGAGGCAGGGUGGUGGUGUUCCAGAGAGAGCAAGAGAGUAAGAGCCAGCCCCACAGGAGAGGAGAGUAUAAUGUCUACUGCACCUUCCAGAGCCACGAGCCAGAGUUUGACUACCUGAAGAGUCUGGAGAUUGAGGAGAAGAUCAACAAGAUACGAUGGCUUUCUCAACAGAACCACGCCUACUACCUCCUCUCCACCAAUGAUAAGACAGUCAAGCUGUGGAAGAUCAGCGAGAGAGACAAGAGAUCAGAGGGAUACAACCUGAAAGAUGAGGACGGACGCAUACGAGACCCCAGCACCAUCACUUCCCUCAGGGUGCCUGUGCUGCUAUCCAUGGACCUGAUGGUUGAGGCCACACCCAGACGGGUGUUCAGUAACGGACACACCUACCACAUCAACUCCAUCUCCGUCAACUCCGACCUCCAGACCUACAUGUCUGCUGACGACCUCAGAGUCAACCUGUGGGACCUGGAGAUCACAAACCGUUGCUUCAACAUCGUGGACAUCAAGCCGUCCAACAUGGAGGAGCUGACGGAGGUGAUCACCUCAGCAGAGUUCCACCCCCAGCACUGCCACACCCUGGCCUACAGCAGCAGCAAAGGCUCCAUCCGCCUGUGCGACAUGAGGGCUGCCGCACUCUGCGACCAGCACUGCAAACUCUUUGAGGAGCCAGAGGAGCCCAGUAAUCGCUCCUUCUUCUCUGAGAUCAUCUCCUCGGUCUCCGACGUCAAGUUCAGCCACAGCGGACGCUACCUGAUGACAAGAGACUACCUCACCAUCAAAGUGUGGGACCUCAACAUGGAGAACAAACCUUUGGAAACGUACCAGGUGCAUGACUACCUGAGAAGUAAGCUGUGCUCGCUGUACGAGAACGACUGCAUCUUUGACAAAUUUGAAUGUGUGUGGAACGGUUCUGACAGUGUGAUCAUGACGGGCUCCUACAACAACUUCUUCCGGAUGUUCGACCGGGGCACCAGGCGGGACGUGACCCUGGAGGCGUCCCGGGAGAGCAGCAAGCCCCGCGCCGUGCUCAAGCCCCGCCGCGUGUGUGUGGGCGGGAAGCGUCGCAAGGACGAGAUCAGCGUGGACAGCCUGGACUUCAACAAGAAGAUCCUGCACACCGCCUGGCACCCCACGGAGAACAUCAUCGCCGUGGCUGCCACCAACAACCUCUACAUAUUCCAGGACAAGGUCAACUAGGCCCCCCCCCCCCUCCCCCUCGGCUUGGCGAUGAGGUUAUCGCUUGACUGGAAGGUGGGGGCGAGACUUCUUCUUUGCAAGCCCUCCUGGAUGGGUUGUUGCCAAGAGACACGGAUUGAUUGACAGCUUCCCAGACCCUCCUUCGCCCUCCAGAAGUGGGGCCGGGCUGAUGACAUUUACCCAAGAUGCACUGCAGCCAGGAGUCUGGCAUGAUUAACUCUGACCCCUAUUGUAUAUUUAUUUUUCCCUUUUCAAUUCCCUGGUGUUGGUAGCUGGACUGACUAGAGGACAAACAGGCAGAGAGAACGGGCAGCUUCCAGAAGGUUCUGUCUCCUUAAGAGGAUUGAGACAAUAAUGGCCUGAUCUGAAACCCCCCAGCCCCUCCUACACUCAUGGAGUCCUGAGACAGCUGCUGGUGUAAGCUACCCAGUAUCAAACCCUGCUAGGCUUGACUGGCUGAAAAUGCCUCACAAGCCAAAUGACUCGUGUAUUUGGGCUGAGCUGGGACACCGACUCUAACCCUGAUGUGUUCUGGAUGCUGUUGGGUUGAAGUGGGUUUCACGCCUCCUCUUCCAUCCUUUCCUUUGCCUCUUUAUUUCAUCCUUUCAUUCGCUCAACGACAUAUCUGAUGACUUUGUUCCGUAAGAGAAACCAUGUGACCUGAUUGUAGCAAUGCUCGACUUUUUGCUCAUUAUUUUGUUUUCUAAAGAAAUGUAUAAUAAAAACAACCUGACUAAC